Messenger RNA from Pygocentrus nattereri (red-bellied piranha), 2751 nucleotides. RefSeq names its product endothelin 3b (gene edn3b). Lineage: Eukaryota; Metazoa; Chordata; Actinopteri; Characiformes; Serrasalmidae. The annotation marks the transcript as partial. The record is from RefSeq and is a predicted model, not a curated record. Gene Ontology annotation, molecular function: endothelin B receptor binding; hormone activity. Gene Ontology annotation, cellular component: extracellular region. Gene Ontology annotation, biological process: vein smooth muscle contraction; regulation of vasoconstriction; regulation of systemic arterial blood pressure by endothelin. The transcript is spliced from 4 exons.
UGGCGCGCGCUGGGCCAGUGGACACAGCUCGUCCUGGACCUUACAAACGACGCGGACGCCUGUCGUGUAGCUAAGAAGAGAGGAGCUCGUGCAGGGCACCGUCUGCACAGGUACCUCGCCACGUGCGGCGUGCACGCGCGUCUGAGCGGAGGAGCUGUGAGGAAUGGUCAACAUGGUUUUCGCUGUCCGGCUGUGGCUGAUUCUGGGUUUAAUCAGCGUCACUCACGGUCAUUGCUGUGGCCAGGAGACGCUCAGGACAUCCAGUCAUUUGAACUGACCAGUUCUGUUGGCCCAAAGCGAAAUCCCAGCCAGUACAGAAACACAAAGACCCUGCUGAGUAAAGACGCCGAGGCUCAUCAGACUCAUCAAAGACCCAGACGCUGUACAUGCUUCUCUUACAAGGACAAGGAGUGCGUCUACUACUGUCACCUGGACAUCAUCUGGAUCAAUACUCCAGAGCGGACUGUUCCUUACGGCAUGUCCAGCUAUCGCGGCUCUCAGCGGGUCAGGCGCUCCAGUGGUGUGGUCAGCACAGAACGCCAGCGCUGCAGCUGUACAGACUGUAAAGACGCACAGUGUCAUAAGUUCUGUACAACAAGACGUGUUCACCAAAGGAAUCAUUCUGGUCUCAAGACAGACAGAGCCUCAUCAGAUGCACUGUUAACAAAAUGAAGCUUCUGGUCUUCCUUCCACUGUGAACUCUCAUCACCUCUGAGAUCGCCGGACUGACUGGCCUACAAGGCUCAUCUGGCCUUUCCCACAGCUGAAUGUGAGGUCAGCUCUCUGAAAAUGAACGAUUGUGGAGGAUGUCCACUCUGAAGUGAAGACCUGAACACUGAAUGUAACUCCCGGGUGAUCUGUGGACUGACAUUGGGCUGAAUUAUGUCGGAAAGGAAGUGGCCCCCAAAAUCCACAGAUGUUUGUUUCAUCAUCCUGAGCUCCAGUCCUCAUGGAGGAGAUUUUGGAAUGUUUUUAUCACUUAAUCCACAUACCAAAACCAGUUUUAUGGGCAGUAGACGCUACCUGAAAACAAACGCACUAAAGGGUGAAGACUACUGCAUGUGGGUGAAAUGGUGGACGUCAAACAUCUUGGAGGAAACUAUAAUUUGUACAAAAAUGUAUAACAUACAUUAACUUCAGUGCCCCCCCCCCUCCCCCCGUCAUGUUUUUGAAACACCUCUGCUCAAAAGAGAAGACCAUGUGCAUCAAAUCUUGUGUUAUAAUCCUUGUAUACUUGUAAUCUUUGUAUAUCUUUUGUAUCUAAUAAUGAUACCGACAAAAAACCCGUAAAAGAACAAUAGCAUUUAAAAUAAGUUUUUAUAACUUAUAUUUUCAUCCCAGCUUCAUUUUAGUUAUCUUUUUUUUUUAUCUGUUCAUUUUCGUGGUUUAAUACCUGGAGAAACCCUGAUAGCUGUACUAGAAACUAGUUUUAAAGAUAUUUUAACUAUUUUAACUAUUAGCAUUUCUGUUAAUAUCCACAUUUUAUUGUCCAUUGAACAUUUUGUUGCUUUCCUAACCGAAACGUUUGUCUCCAAAAGGGUAACUUUACAGGAGAAGACAAACGCACUCUUAAUGUUUAAUGUGAGUCAGUGUAAAAAAGAUUAUAUCCCAAAUUAUUUCGAACUGAUUCUAUUGAUCCGUUUAUUAUGAAAUGUUGACAUAAUGUAAUGCUGUGACAUAAAAAUCAUUCAAAAUUAUUUAAAAUUGAAAAACGCAAAUAUUAAAGAUGACAAAAAUGAAAGAAAAAUGGAAAUACAUGGUUUUGAUGUGACAUGCAGGCUCACGGUCAUGAUCCCGUAACACCGUCAUGCGUUACAAGGACAUAAGGUUAAGUACAUAGCCACUAGCACAUGUGUAUUAAUAUAAAUACAUAACGACUGUGUUGUGAUGAUCUACAUAACACUUUCUGCCCUUUUGUGUCUGAUAGAACUUCAGUGUAGCCUUGUUUUCUGAAUUGUUCUCUAAAAUGCACCUGAAUCAAAAUUGCUAUGAAGUACUUUUUCUCAUUUAAAAAUUGCCUUCCUUUAAAAAAGUAAAUUGUCUCCAAAGAAUAUUUUAAAAUUUGUUUUGAACAUUUAUUAUUAAAAGAUUUCAGUCAAAGUGAGACAAGCUACUAGUGGCAGAUACAGUAACAAACUUAUAACUAAGUAAUAGAACCCAGAGGGAUUCUUUAAUAACGUGUGAAGGACGUUUUCCUGAGUCUGACGUCAUUUUAAAGCAGUUAAAAACACAAUCACUGCUCACUGCUGCUCAUCUCACUCUGACUGGACUCGCGUGAUGCUGGUUGUCAUGGUAACAACAGAUUUUCCAGCAGAUUGUUGAGUAGAGUGAGUAUAAACACCUCAGUCUAAAUCUAGAUCUUUGCAUGUAAACACAGACAGUGUGAAUCAAAUGUAAACGUAAGUCAUCAUGUGUCUGACUUUAUAAUGAGUUAAUGUAAAUGGUAAGUAUAGCAAAGCAACAGUAGACCUCAGCGUUCAUGUGAAGCUUCAGGGUAAUUUGACCUGUAUAAUGUUUUGUGAGCAUGCGUCUUGUUUCACUUCCCUCUUUGAAGGCGGACUGUUCCUUACGGCAUGUCCAGCUAUCGCGGCUCAAACAGUAACAAACUUAUACAUCAUUUAAGCAGUAGAACUCAGAGGGCGUGAGUGAUCGUGAAAUACCAUCCCGGCUGUGAUCUGGUGUCCGUAGAUCAUCUCAGCCGUGAUGUUAUUGGUGAUAACUCCCUCCUCGAGUGCUCUACUGCUUUAAUAC